Messenger RNA from Aspergillus pseudonomiae, 2286 nucleotides. RefSeq names its product transcription factor domain-containing protein. Gene Ontology annotation, biological process: regulation of DNA-templated transcription; DNA-templated transcription. The transcript has 5 exons. NCBI's taxonomy places the organism in Eukaryota, Fungi, Ascomycota, Eurotiomycetes, Eurotiales, Aspergillaceae. The coding region runs from base 1 to 2286 and encodes 761 amino acids. Gene Ontology annotation, molecular function: DNA binding; zinc ion binding; DNA-binding transcription factor activity, RNA polymerase II-specific. The record is from RefSeq and is a predicted model, not a curated record.
AUGAGUGAAACUUUACCACCUAAUCCUCGUCGUCAGAUAGUCGGUACGUCUACAAAUGUUCUACAUGCACCAGGUGCGCGGCGCACGCGCCGGGCGCCUCUUGCAUGCCAGCAUUGUCGACGUAGGAAGGUACGCUGUAAUCUGGCGAUAGAAGGCCCACCAUGUGUCAACUGCCGCCUGGACGGCUUCACCUGCCUUCUUCCCCCAAGAAAAUUGCCUCGCUGUCUUAAACCAAGGCUAGAAGCCCAUAGCGAUCACCCACCUGAGAGCAUGCUUGUGGAUAGGGACCAGGAUAUAAACGACGCUAAGGAACAGGGAGAUAAUAAUAACACAAGUGGUCUAAGGCCGGCGCAACGCCAUAUUCCAACCUCCGGUCCAAGGGAUUCAAUAUCCUCGACCUUGGUCCCCUAUGCAUACUACCCCUACCUAAAUGCUCCCAAUCUUCAUCGUCUUCCGGCGUCGGACAUUACCUUCCUGGACUCCCAGAAAUGUUUCAGUGUACCGUCAGGUGAAUUCCUCGAGACGCUUAUUUCGCACUACUUUCUAUAUGUGCACCCUUGCUUGCCUGUUAUUAAUGAGGCUGAGUUCUGGCCUGUAUUUCGCCAGCGAGAACGACACAAACAUUUUUCAUUACUGGUAUUUCAGGCGAUGUUAUUUGUCGCAAGCAGCUAUCUCCCUGUGGAAUAUGUGAAAAGAAGCGGUGUGCAAUCGAUCAUUGCUCUCCGAGAUACCUUCUAUAGGCGCGCUAAGUUGAUUUACGAUUUCGAACUCGAGAAUGAUCAACUUCGGCUUGGUCAAGCUGCAGUUCUGCUCACGUAUCGGUGCUCUAGCACAGAUCGCCUUAGCAAUACGACAUGGCUGGCACUUGGGAUCCAGCAUGCCCGUGCAGUCAAAGCCCAUGUCUAUCACCGUUACCCUACCAAUGAAAGAGCCGCACGCGUUACGCUGAAACGUCUGUGGUGGUGUUUAAUCCUGCGUGAUAGGUUACUCUCUUUAGGGGUGCGACGAGCUCUCCAGAUCCUCCCAUGUCACUUUGACGUAUCAUCACACUCUCCACUCACCUACGAAGACCUGGAAGAUGAAGUCAAAGCCUCUGAAGUCUACGAUGCUGCUACGAAAAAAAGACUCAUCGAAGUCGUAACGAGCCAGUUCCAGUUAGCUGCAACGAUGACCUUACUCCUGAUGACGGUGUAUCCCCCCGGUGACCACCAAAGCUUGGGACAAGGCUUAGAUCUAGUCCCGGCUCGAACGGACGAUCUUAAAGAGCGCCUCCAAUUCUGGGAAUCAAACCAUAUGGUUCAGGUCGAUGCAUCCGACGGCCAGUGGCACCAGGCAGUGGUCUUUUAUUGUCAACUAACCUCUUUAUACUAUCAAUCUGCUCGCCUAGUCCUGUAUCACUAUGUUUCCUUUUGCCUUUUCGCUCAAAAGAACCUGGAGUCCACCGCCCAGGAUCUUGAAGACCCGGAGCUCGACUUAAUGGACGCUUUGACGACAAUGAAUGACAGAGUAAAAAGGUUUGUGAUCGACGGCACAGCAGGUCAAUUACCCAUUGGCGUCGUCGCAUACACCGUUGCCCCGCAGAUUCUGCUCAACAUCAACCUCCGGCUCUGUCGGAACGACAUAGAGAGACAGCGUCAAGAGCAGCCUCUUAGGUUUUACACCGAGAUCUCUCGCCUUUACAAUAUACGCUACGAUGUCGAAUAUAUAUCCGCCUGGAUCCGAAAUAUAGUGCGUACGUUCGAAUUUCGUGUAUCCCACGGGGGCGUGGAACUCUUGAAACAGCGAAACCAGCCUGUCGAUACACCAUCUCAAUCAGCUAUCGCUACCGCCAAUCGAUGUUAUAGGGGUGGACUGUCUGAACUCCUCAGUCGUCAGCCAUCUGUCUAUUUUGAGCUUGUUGCGGUUGUGGACUAUUUUAUGUCAACAGGCCGCGGGGCUUUUGAAGCCCCCAGUUCCAUUCCUAUCCUCCCGUCUAUCCAAUGUCUGCCUCUAUAUCAGGAGCCUAACCUACCGCUAUCCUUGCCUGUCGCCAAGUUGGCAGCCGAGCAACCCCUGGCCGAACAAACUCUACUGUGCCCAGAAAUGGAAAAUUUGCAUGAGGAGGCAUCAGAAGCGUUCGACUCAGUCUCGUUAGACGGAAUGUGGCUAUUCCCAGCCUCAAUUGAGAGUGCCGAAGUGAUGGCCUCCGAUAAUGAGGGGAUACAGAUGGAUGACAUGCCGUUUACUGAUGACGAUCCGGUUUGUGCUAAUAGUAUAUGGCACGACCUAGGCUUAUGUGGGGAGUAG